UGAGGAUUCGAGUUACAGGCGUACAGCUGAGGAAUAAGUAUUUUAUUUGCUAAUAAGCAUACAUUUAGGAUAUUAAACGCAUCAAUAAAAGCAAAGUAGCAAGAUGGACGACAAACUUCGACAAAUGGAAGAUGAAAUGAACAGAUUUGAGGCUGAAAUUGGUGGUCAGUUGGUUACUCCAAUGGUCAGACCUGUAAUUGGUGCAAAUACAUAUAAUCAAGUAGCUAGACAAUUGGAGCAACACGAAUUACCUACACCAGUUGUUGCUGCAGCAGCAGCGUCAUUAGCAUUUCCACCUAUGAUUGGGUUUCCACCUCCUCCACCUCCACCACCACCACCACCGCCACCACCUCCUAUGUUAAUUCCACAGCAAGUAGCAAGACAAGGUACGGUUCCUUCUAUUACAACAUAUUCAUCACCUGCACAGAUAAGUAAUCCGUAUUUACCAAAUAUGGUGGACCCGUGUUUAACCGCUACUCCAAAAACAUAUGAAUCCACGCCAGCACCAAUGAUUCAUCCAGACAUUAUUGAACAGAUUAUCAAUACAAAAAUCCCAGAAGAUGAGAUGAAAAAGAAACCAAAGGUGAAAGGAGUUAGCACGGCGGCCGAAUUAGCAAUUAGUCAAGGAAAGGCCAGUUCUAUUAUGGCAAAUGCCAGCGCGGAAGAGACUCAUCCAAAGGGUAAGGGGAAGAAAAACAAGAAAAUUGUUCGUAUGGCUGGUGGACAGAUAUGGGAAGAUCCUUCUCUGUUAGAGUGGGACGACGAUGAUUUCCGAAUAUUUUGCGGAGACCUAGGGAACGAUGUCACGGACGAGAUGUUAGUUAGAGUGUUUGGCAAAUAUCCCAGUUUUCAAAAGGCAAAAGUCGUCAGAGACAAAAGAACGAAUAAAACGAAGGGGUUUGGAUUUGUUUCCUUCAAGGAUCCACAGGAUUUCAUCAAAGCGAUGAAAGAAAUGAACGGCCGUUACGUGGGCUCGCGUCCCAUAAAGCUGCGCAAGAGCUCGUGGAAGCAGCGAAAUCUGGAGUCGGUGCGGAAGAAAGAGAAAGAGAAACAGACGUUAAUCGGCCUUCUGACCGGCCGGUGACGCGAUGGGACUCUCGCCCUUUCAUUUCCUCGGAUCGUCCUCUGGAUCAUCUCGCGAUCGUUGCUUUUCUCGAUGUAACAGCUGUACUUGAGCUCGGGGGCCGCCCUCUUCAAUCGCGAAAAACUUAAUUAAUCAUGAAUUAUGCGAAGAUAAUACAGAAUUAGCCGAUCGAUGAGUUUGAUUCGUUAAUUUUAAAUUAACAAGUUGAUGUACGCAUCGUGAACGAAGCAUUGUUACGAUCGACGACUAUGUAAAAACUGUGCGUAACCCCAUCUGGCCC
Dufourea novaeangliae is the source of this 1364-nucleotide messenger RNA. RefSeq names its product RNA-binding protein 42-like. Gene Ontology annotation, molecular function: mRNA binding. The transcript has 6 exons. The record is from RefSeq and is a predicted model, not a curated record. The coding region runs from base 104 to 1084 and encodes 326 amino acids. Lineage: Eukaryota; Metazoa; Arthropoda; Insecta; Hymenoptera; Halictidae.